Messenger RNA from Labrus bergylta (ballan wrasse), 3192 nucleotides. RefSeq names its product carnitine palmitoyltransferase 2 (gene cpt2). Gene Ontology annotation, biological process: fatty acid beta-oxidation. Gene Ontology annotation, molecular function: carnitine O-palmitoyltransferase activity. Lineage: Eukaryota; Metazoa; Chordata; Actinopteri; Labriformes; Labridae. The record is from RefSeq and is a predicted model, not a curated record. Gene Ontology annotation, cellular component: mitochondrion.
UAACUGCCGAAGAAGAAGUCGUGUAUGUCACGUGACACGUUUAGCCGGGUUAAACUUCCUGUAUUUAAUUCAGUCUAUUUUCUCUAACAUUGCACCGUGAAUACAACACGUCGACAGUGACAUAGUUGUCUUAACGCUGCCCGAGUGACGAGUUGAUCAGGAAACAAACAGCGUGUGCAGGUGAGCUUUCAUAUUAGGUGGUUGAGGUCGUACCUUCACUAAACACCUGGUCGCCAUGGCUAACCUGCUGUCAAUGAAAUGCCUUUCCUCUCUGAAGAAAUCUGGAAACAUAAAACAUUUAAGGUCCGCAGCUGUGAGCAUCGAUAAACGAAACUACAGCAGCAAACAUGGAGAGUAUCUGCACCAAAGUGUUGUCCCCUCGAUGCAUUACCAGAAGAGUUUACCCAGGCUUCCCAUUCCCAAACUGGAGGAUACCAUCAAGAGGUAUUUAGCUGCCCAGAGGCCUCUGUUGGACGAUGAGCAGUUCAAAACAACAGAGAAACUUGCACAGGAUUUCCAGCAUGGGGUGGGAAAACAGAUGCACGAAGAACUGGUAGCUCAGGACAAAAACAACAAGCACACAAGCUACAUCUCAGGACCGUGGUUUGACAUGUAUCUUUCUGCACGCGACUCUGUGGUGCUGAACUUCAACCCCUUCAUGUCCUUCAAUCCCGACCCCAAGACGGAGUACAACGACCAGCUCGUGCGAGCCACCAAUAUGGUGUGUUCGGCAGUGCGCUUCAUGAAAACACUGCGAGCUGGAAUACUGGAGCCGGAGGUUUUCCACCUUAAUCCAGCAAAGAGCGACACAGACGGCUUUAAGAAGUUAAUCCGCUGGGUCCCGUCUUCCCUGUCUUGGUAUGGAGCGUACAUGGUAAAUGCGUACCCCCUGGACAUGUCUCAGUACUUUCGCCUCUUCAACUCCUCACGGAUUCCCAAACAGGGGCGAGAUGAGCUCUUUACUGACGACAAAGGGCGUCACCUCCUCGUUAUGAGGAAUGGCAACAUGUAUGUGUUUGACAUUGUGAACAGGGAUGGAAAUUUGGUGAGCCCCGCAGAGAUCCAGUCCCAUUUGAAGUACAUUUUGUCCGACCCGACACCGGCAGCUGCUUUUCCUCUUGGUGUCCUAACAAGUGAGAACAGAGAUGUGUGGGCGGGGCUGAGGGACAAGCUGGUAUCUGCUGGAAAUGCAGAGGACUUACGGGUUGUUGACAGUGCCCUCUUCUGUCUCUCUCUGGACGAUGAAAGCAUGAAGGACCACAUUCAGAUCUCCCACAACAUGCUGCACGGUGACGGCUGCAACCGCUGGUACGACAAGUCCUUCAGCAUCAUUCUGACCAAAGAUGGACAGGCAGCCAUAAAUUUCGAGCACUCCUGGGGCGAUGGUGUAGCUGUGCUUCGCUUUCAGAACGAGAUCUUCAAAGACACAACAGAGAAGCCCCUGGUUCACCCGGGCUCUGCCCCCGCUGCAGUGGAUUCAGCCUCAGCUGUGCGCAGACUGCAGUUCAAGCUGGACAGUGAGCUGGAAGAUGGCGUCAAGAAGGCCAAGGAGAGUUUUGAUUCAGCUGUGUCAAAACUCACCAUCGAUGCCAUGGAGUUCAAGAAAGGUGGGAAGGAACAAUUAAAGAAGAGCAAGUUGAGUCCAGAUGCGAUAGCCCAGCUGGCUUUUCAGAUGGGCUUCUUGAGGCAGUAUGGACAGACAGUGGCCACAUACGAGUCCUGCAGCACUGCAGCGUUCAAGCAUGGCCGCACAGAAACCAUCCGACCCGCCACCGUACACACAAAACAGUGUGCACAUGCCUUUGUUUGUCAGCCUGGACAACACAGUGUGGAGCAACUGCGGGGCAUGCUCAGCGAGUGCUCUAAAUAUCACGGGCAGCUCACCAAGGAAGCAGCUAUGGGUCAAGGUUUUGACCGCCACUUGUUUGCCAUGCGAUAUCUGGCCAAUUCAAAGGGUCAGGCUCUGCACAGUCUGUAUGCAGACCCAGCUUACACCGCCAUCAACCACAACAUCCUCUCUACCAGCACCCUCACCAGUCCCGCUGUGAACCUGGGCGGCUUUGCCCCGGUGGUGCCUGACGGCUUUGGUGUCGGCUACGGUGUCCAUGACGACUGGAUCGGCUGCAACGUGUCCAGCUACCCAGCUCGCAACGUCCACGAGUUCCUGCAGUGUGUCCACAAGUCUCUGGAGGACAUUUUCUCUGUGGUGGAGGGAAAAGCACUCAGCUAAAAAAAAAAACAAGUGUUUGAGAUCACCAAAGAGGGAAAAUAAUAUCUACAGUAGUUUUACAGAAGAGUGAAGGUGAGCGUUGCUAUCCUUCUUAGCCAUCAGAUUGUCUUUUAACUUAUCUGAGAAAGCAUACAGAAAGUAAGUUGAAUAUUUUUGAAACACAAGUAGAAGCUUAGCGAUAUAGGAUGGGAUUUAAAACACAUUGUUAGCAGCAGUUUGGAUUUUAAUGUAACUGUAAAAAAAAAUAAAGAAACAGCACGUAUUGUGUUAUCUAAAAUAGCAUUUAACAUCACAAAUACAUCUGUGGGAGUCAUGGUGCGUUCCAUUUGAUCUCAGAAGUCGGGAAUUCAGAGCAGUCUAAAAAGUCAUCAGGAACCCCCUCCUGAAGUCAGAAUCCCGACUUGAAAACUGAGAACCUUCAGUUGCCUGAGUAAAAAUCCAACAUGGCUGCUACGUGCAUCAACAGUAUUUUAAUCUGUACACUGUUGUUUAUUGGCAACGUAGUCUUGUUUCUAGGUUAAUCAAAUCAAUCACACUAAUAAUAUUGUGCAAGUAUCACGUACUGUGUCUUAUCGCCUGGUAAUAACUUGCAAUACAAAGGUACUCUUGCAGGCGUCCAUGUUGCUUGCCUGACUUUUUGCUAAAUCACCCCUGGAACGCAGUACGCUCAGGUGUGAUGUCAUUCCCAGUGCCGAGAUCAAUGGUAAAUGGAAUGCACCAUCAAUGUAACAACCAUGCCCACUCUGAAAACAAUGCACAGCAGACUGAAAGAAAGUGCUGACCGCUCUCAUGGAAUAUUCUGAGUGCUGUAAAUAUUUAUACUGCAGUAGAGCUUUUUGAGAUUUAGAGCAGGAAUCAUUGCAGUUCAUCGAGGGGAACAGAUGCUGUGCCUUAUGGAAAUGUGAAUAUUUAAAUGAGCGUUUGCUGAUCGUGACUUUAAUAAAUACUGAUUGUCAUCUUCA